Molecule: messenger RNA, 1653 nt
Organism: Zasmidium cellare ATCC 36951
Lineage: Eukaryota; Fungi; Ascomycota; Dothideomycetes; Mycosphaerellales; Mycosphaerellaceae
Exons: 5
Coding region: 1-1653 (550 amino acids)
Molecular function (GO): metal ion binding
Source: RefSeq, a predicted model, not a curated record
AUGCUGAGCGACAAAGAACUCUCCGACGCGGCAAACCAGCUCGCUUCAUUCCGGGUCAAGGACGACGAGUACCAUCGCAAUCAUGCCAAGAUUCUGGACAAGUAUGCGGCUCUCAUGGAGGACUUCAAGCGUUUGAAGAGCGACUUUGAGGAGGCGAGGGAUUCGAGAGAGCGGUAUAAGUCUUUGGCGAAGGGUGGGGAGAGGAAUCCUUUCGUCCUUGUACUCGUGGAUGGCGAUGGAUACGUGUUCGACGAUGACCUGCUCGAAAGCAAGGCCGAGGGCGGCUCGAGAGCUGCUCAGCUUCUCAAUGACACAGUCCAGCGCAGCUUGAGAAACCGUCCUGGUUUAGAGAACUGCAAUAUUAUGGUUCGCAUUUACGCCAAUGUAGUUGGUCUUUCGAAAGCAGUAUCGAAGGUCGGACUGGCUGGACCUGAGAAACGCUCCUUGGCACCAUUCGUAGCCAACUUCAAUCGAUCCAACGGCCUUUUUGACUUCGUGGAUGCCGGUGAAUUAAAAGAAAACGCGGACUUCAAGAUUAGAGGCCUUUUCCGCCAAUUCGUGGAAAAUACUCAGUGUCGACACAUCUACUUCGCAGCUUGCCAUGAUGUGGGCUAUCUAUCGGAGCUGACCUCAUACACAAGUCAGCGCGACCGAAUUACGCUGGUACGCAACUAUGCGUUCCAUAAGGAAUAUGCCAGGCUGGGACUUCGCACAGAAGAGUUUCCCGGCAUCUUCAGAGCAACUGCUCUUCCAUCUCCAUCCUACACAAGUGGCGCCGCAGAUAUGCCGCCACCGCCAACUCCGUCCAAACCAGUCACCUCGCCUAUUCCAACAGCACCACGCCAUGCCAGUUCUGCUUCAAUUGAUGCAGAACCCUGCACGUUCUACCAGAAGGGGGCGUGCAAAUACGGCAAAGGCUGCAAAUUUGCCCACGUCAAAGUAUCAUCGAACGGUCAUAUGGAUAGCUCGGACUGGAGAACCCCCAGCAAGACAGAUACAUUCCAGACGACACCCCUUUCCAAAUCGGAUAACAAAUUUAUGACAGGCAAUAGUUCAUUUGCCAGCGGUACCCCUGACUUCACAGUGCUGCCCCGAGAAGGCAGCGUACCACCGAAUAAAACACCAGUCAAUGCUCGCCAGGAGCGUCUCGACUGCUACCUACCACCAAUUAGUGCCGAUGAUCGAGCCCAAUACCGGGCCAGAAUUGCUAGGCAAAAGCUCUGCAACUCUCACCACCUCAACGGAUACUGUCCAAAUGGCACGGAUUGUCAGUACGAUCAUUCGCCCAUCAGUGAGGGCGUAAAGAAUUGUCUGCAAGAAGUAGCUCACCACGCACCUUGUCCACGUCGUCAGGCGUGCCGUUCUCUUACCUGUCUUGCCGGUCAUGUCUGUCAGCGCCAGGAUUGUCAGAAACGUGGAGGACGAACAUUUUGCAAAUUUCCGUUCCCCAUGCACAACGUCGACUUCAACAUGGCGGAGUACGUGCAAGGCACGAAUGCUCCCCAGGAAGAGAAUGGCAGUGCAAGCGGCAGCGCAAAAGAAUCGCCAACGUCCUACUCUAGCGGUGGAGAAUCUCCGCAAGCGGACACUCAGGAAGGAGCGCCACUGGGCGCAGUCGAAGCCGAGACAGUUACACUGCAUACCUCUGCUUGA